Molecule: messenger RNA, 2630 nt
Organism: Ipomoea triloba (trilobed morning glory)
Lineage: Eukaryota; Viridiplantae; Streptophyta; Magnoliopsida; Solanales; Convolvulaceae
Product: protein LNK1
Exons: 8
Coding region: 330-2189 (619 amino acids)
Biological process (GO): circadian rhythm; regulation of DNA-templated transcription
Source: RefSeq, a predicted model, not a curated record
AAAUUCCAAAGCAAGCUCGCAGCAAAGCUUUCUCCCUUAUCUUUUCUCUCCCUCCGCCUCUGUCUAGAACGUCCUAGAUUUGUGGUUCCGAGUUCCGAGCAUCAAAUUAGGGUUUCCUUGGUGGCGUGAAGUGUUUGUUAUCGGUGAAGCGCGUGGUUUUCCGGCGAGGUUUCGGCUGUCCCUUGUUUCCGGUGAGAUUUCGGCGAGAUCUUGGUGAGUACUGUGGUUUAGUUGAAGACAAAAGGAGGGCUUUGCUGCUUUGGUUUUUAAAAAGUAUGCUAGAUUGGAGUUCUGCAUACAUUUUGACUGCUGGUUGAAGGAAUUGAAAGAUGUCAGAUAUAUGUACCUAUGAGCUUGAAGAUAUAGUUUGGCAUGAAUUUUGCCAAAGUGGUGACCAUAUAGUACCAUAUCCUAGUUCUGGAUCAGCAGGUGAACAUCAACUACCAAGUGAUAAUUGUAAGAAACCACGAUACGUUACUGGGCCGAAGGAGCGAGGAUUUUCAGCUCUGAAUAACAGUAGGUUUACAAUGUUGGAAGAAGGAUCGUGGUCUGACACACCAAAUGCAUUUACUACUUCACAUGACAACCACAUAGUCAACAAAGUUUCAAAUUUAUCAUCAUCUGAACAUAACAGGACAUCUAGUCAUUGCUUUAAAAGCAACAACAUGGACUCAAUUGGAAGUGAGUUUUGUACUAAUGAUCCCAUUCUCGAUGACCAGAAUGUUGGAGUAGAUGGAAACUCUUAUAGCUACCCACUUGGUCAGAUUUCUCAGACAGAGAAUGACCUCAGUUUCCUUGAUGAUAAUAAUGAAGAAAAAAAUUCUAAUGAUCUCUUAGAUUAUGGUUGGCCUGAAAUAGGGAACUUUGAGGAUGUUGACAGGAUGUUCAGAAGCUGUGAUUCCACAUUUGGACUUGGGACCAGUAAUACCGAUGAUUUAGGUUGGUUUUCCUCUUCAGAUGUUAUUGAAGGUUCUGAGGAUGCAUCAAGGUCAGAUUUUAAGUUCUCAUGCGCUGCACCCAAUGGACUAGAAAAUAUUUUAGUGAGUGAGGAUGCUGCAGGGCUAAAUGAAGCAAGUGGAUCAAUCAAUAAUUCUGGCAUGAGAAGUCAAUCUGAUGAUAGCUACAGGGGAAAUUUGUGGGACUUAGAAAAAGAUGAAUGUGCCACUCUCAAUCAUUUGUCUUUUGUAGACGGUUCUCGUAGUUCUGAUUACGAAGAUGGAUCAAUGCCUGAAAGGCUGACUAAUACGCAUAAAAAGCAAUUAAAGCACAAGAACCGUUCUGAAGGAAAAAGGAAAGGCAUAUACUUGGAAAAUGGUGCUUCAUUUCCUUUUAAUGGUAACCUGCCUGAGGAUGCAAAACAAUCUACUGGGGCAAACUCUUCUCAAUCAACUUUCACGUCCAUGGACAUUCAACAGCAUAACCACUGUGGAUCUGAUUCUUUUGCCUACUUGCAAAGCAACUUCCCUUACAUGCACACAGAGUACAAUCAUCCUUCUGAUCAGCGUUCAGUACGUGCAACCGUACCUUCUGUCAAGUCCGAAAAUAAUGCUUUGAAGUCUCUUUCCCCCAAGGGUUCUUAUGUGCCAAAUCAGCUACCAUCCAUCCAGAGCUCUCUUGAUAUUUCUUUUCAGGUGGGCACCACUAUGCCAAAUGAAAAAAAGUUAGAGAAGCAGCUCUCUUCAGGGUUCAAAUCUGAAAAUCACAGUGAUAUGAAUGGAAUCAACAUGAAAGCUCCUAUGCAAUUAGAUUCUUCAAUACUAUUGGAAAGCUCUUCCAUCAGUUCAGGAAUGGAUGAAGUUUCAGAAGAAGCUGUUUGUUUUAACCAGCUUCAACAUGUCAUGGAACAGCUUGAUCUGAAGACAAAGCUAUGCAUAAGGGACAGUCUGUACCGGUUGGCUCGAAGUGCUGAACAUAGGCAUAGAAAUGCUAACUUUAAUGGUGGCACUGGAGAUAACAGAGAUGCAAGUGGGGCAUUGGUAGCUCAUGGAGCAGACAGGUGUAGUGGAUAUAUGGACAUCGAAACGGACACGAACCCGAUAGAUCGAUCCAUAGCGCACUUACUAUUUCAUCAGCCCUCAGACUCACCUGUGAUUCAGGGGUCAAUCACAAGCACGCCUGUGAUUGCUACUGAGAAGGUUGGUCAUGGAGAUGCUGCGAUUGAAGAAGAUACGAAGGCUGGCUAUGAGUGACGACAGGUACAUAGUUGUUAAGAAAGCUCAACCGAAGACAACAAUGCCUACAUUUUACUACUUUAAAUGGCGACAGAUACAUAUUUAAAGAAUGCUUAAAUGCAGGAAACGUAACGAUGUCUGUAUUUGACUACUUUGGUUGGUCAUGAAUAGAAUUACUGCUGGGGAAUCGGGCCUUGAGCUCCUGUAAAAACCCUCAGUGACUAGGCUUUAUUCUUGGAUGUGUUUCUCACCUUGGCUUUUUAAGUAUCACAAUCUUGUUUAUCUGUUUAUGUUCUAGCCCCAGAGUUUUAUUGACAACUGACUAUACAUCAUAUCAAUGCGAGUUCCAGGGAAGGCAUUGUUCAUAUUGUUUUGUGGACAGAAAAAUUGUACAUUUUCAUUUUGAUGAAAAUAAAUGUGCAAAACACCAACUAAUAAAAUCAUUAGUUUUUGUCUUUA